Molecule: messenger RNA, 849 nt
Organism: Plasmopara halstedii
Lineage: Eukaryota; Oomycota; Peronosporomycetes; Peronosporales; Peronosporaceae
Exons: 2
Coding region: 1-849 (282 amino acids)
Source: RefSeq, a predicted model, not a curated record
AUGCGAUGCAGCAUAAUGCUCGAAGGCAACGGACUUUGUCCUCAAGAGCUCGAAGGGCAUCCGCCCACGCCAGCCGCUACAAAAUUUAACGCAACGACGCCUGCACCUACUCCGGCUGCCACUAAGUCGAAACCGAAUGCCAACUCACCACCCACUACAUCUGUCACACAGAGUAAUAAGACAGAGACACUCAAUUCAACACAGACGUCAGCGUCAAACGAAAGCUCUACAUAUACUGGGAAAGAUGACAUUGUAUUUACGGUAACGCCAGCUCCAAUAAACGUAGGUGACAAUGAAUCAUCGAAUGGUACAGCAGAUGUUCAAGUGUUAGGACCUAGACUUUCAAAUACAGCGGAUGGUGAUGAAGACCAGACAACUUCAGGAAAACCAGCUACAGUAUCAUUUGCUGCAACUGCCUCUGACAUUGGAGGUCUAAGCAACGAGUUGAUGGGCUUAUUAGCAGCGGUAGUAGCCUUUGUCGCUGUUGUAGUAGCAGCAGCUGCACUUGUUUAUAUUCGGAGUAGGCUUGUGAGAGAAGAUGUAAAAGAGGGAGAAGAAGAAGAUCUCGUUGUGGACGAAAGUGCUGAGAAGGAUGAAGAAUUAGACGAGAAUGCCAACAGCAAUGCUGAGCCACCAACGCCUGUUAUCGUCCCGUCAACACCAGCUGCUGUGACAGGACAAAUAGCAGUGACACCAAUUGCUGCAAGUACCUCAACAAAGUUGACAACGCCAGUGCCAAAGGUAGCGCCUGUUAGUGUGGCCAUGGCUUCAGUUGAAGUGACAUCAAAUGCUGAUUCGUCUGAGAUUGAAGGUCAUGACCAUCAAGGUGCAGAUAAUGACUCACAAUAG